This is a messenger RNA of Quercus robur (English oak), 1179 nucleotides long. Its product is annotated as aspartic proteinase CDR1-like. Gene Ontology annotation, cellular component: extracellular region. The transcript has a single exon. The coding region runs from base 1 to 1179 and encodes 392 amino acids. The record is from RefSeq and is a predicted model, not a curated record. NCBI's taxonomy places the organism in Eukaryota, Viridiplantae, Streptophyta, Magnoliopsida, Fagales, Fagaceae.
AUGGCAAGCAGUGUCAGAUUUCAUCCAUGCUUCCUUGUUGCCUCUAUUCUCUCAUAUUAUGUUAUAGGCCUUUUGGCUACAGCUCAUAAUGUCCCCCAAACACAAUUAACACUACACAAAGAUCAACAUAUCAUGAAAUUCUCAAUUGGCACUCCACCAGUAGACUUCUAUGGCACUGCAGAUACAGGCAGUAACCUUGUGUGGACACAAUGUCUACCUUGUGAUGCCUGCUUCAAACAGAUUUAUCCCAUGUUCGAUUCUAAAGAGUCCUCCACAUACCGCGAAAUUUCUUGUCAAUCAGAAGAAUGUCGUAUACUAUUGGAUGAAGCCACUUGUUCUCCUCAAAAUAUUUGCAAUUACAAGACUGGAUAUGCUACUGGUUUGUCCAAAGGUGUUUGGGCCAAAGAAAAAGUUACCAUUAAUUCUACCUCAGGGCAAGCGGUUUCCUUUGACAUUGCUUUUGGAUGUGCACACAACACAGGUGGCUUCCAUUACGAAGGCCAUGCAACGGGAAUUAUUGGGUUAGGAGCAGGGCCUUUGUCCUUUGUUUCACAAAUUGGUAGCAAGAGGUUUUCUUAUUGCUUGGUACCAUAUGGUACUGAUCCUAGUAUUACAGGCAAGAUAAGUUUCGGCAAUGGCAGUGAAGUUGUGGGUGAUGGUGUGGUUUCAACACCAUAUGUAGGUGGAGAUCAAUAUUAUUUGACACUAGAAGGAAUUAGUGUUGGAGACACAUAUGUACCCUUUAACUCUUCAGGUAAGGUUUCUAAGGGCAACAUUUGUAUGGAUUCAGGAUCACCACCAUUGACUUUGCCACCAGAUUUUUAUGAUCGCUUAGUGGUGGAAGUGAAGAAGCAGAUUUCAAUUGAUCCCAUUAAAAAUGACACUCUUUUGGGGACACGGCUUUGUUAUAGAACUGAAAUUACUAAUGAAAAUGGACCAAUAUUGACUGUCCAUUUUGAAGGAGCAGAUGUGGAGUUAAAGCCCAUACAAACUUUCAAUCGACCAGUUAAAGAAUAUGAAUAUUACUGCUUUGCAAUUACAAAUAUUGCAAAUACUGAGUUGGAUUUUAAGGAUGGCGCAGGAUUAUAUGGUAGCAAUGUUCAAGCAAAUUUUUUGAUUGGGUAUGACUUGGAAACAAAGAUGGUCUCCUUCAAGCCAACUGAUUGCACCAAACUGUAG